UAAGGCGAAGGGCGGAACGAGUUCCACAGCGUUCCGAGUUGCAAAGCCCCUUCUCACCGGGGGAAACGGAGAAUUGCGUGAGUAAUCAGCCGAUAGCCCGAAGCCGCACAAGUGACACAUCGUCAGCGUAAAGUGAAGUGAAGAGAAGCCGGAGUUUAAUUGUACUUACACUGGAGAUAAAAAACACCGACUAGACAUGUCAUACGAAACAAAAUAUAUAUUCGCUACGUUGCCUAGAACCCAGAGGGGUACUCCCCUCGUCCUUGGAGGUGAUCCCAAGGGGAAAAACUUCCUGUACACCAAUGGAAACAGCGUUAUCAUCAGGAAUAUUGAUAAUCCUGCCAUUGCGGAUAUCUACACCGAGCACUCGUGCGCGGUCAAUGUCGCUAAAUACUCGCCGAGUGGAUUUUAUAUAGCGUCUGGAGAUCAAUCCGGAAAAAUAAGAAUCUGGGACACAGUGAAUAAAGAGCACAUCCUGAAGAACGAGUUCCACCCAAUCGGUGGUCCGAUAAAGGACAUAGCAUGGUCCCCCGACAGCCAGAGGAUGGUGGUGGUGGGUGAGGGUCGCGAGAGAUUUGGCCACGUGUUCAUGGCCGACACUGGCACCUCGGUGGGGGAGAUCUCCGGCCAGAGCAAACCCAUCAACUCCUGCGACUUCCGGCCCGCAAGGCCCUUCAGACUCAUCACCGGGAGUGAGGACAACACCGUCGCCAUUUUCGAGGGGCCCCCCUUCAAAUUCAAGAUGACGAAGCAAGAGCACUCGAGGUUCGUCCAGGCGGUCAAGUACUCACCCUCGGGUCACCUCUUCGCGUCAGCUGGCUUCGAUGGCAAAGUCUUUCUGUACGAUGGCACGACCAGUGAACUCGUCAGUGAGAUCGGUUCACCAGCCCAUCAGGGAGGGGUCUACGGGGUCGCGUGGAAGCCUGAUGGCACACAAUUGCUGACGGCCUCGGGGGAUAAGACUUGCAGACUGUGGGAUGUGGAGACCAAAAGUCUGAUUACUGAGUUCAAUAUGGGCAAUACCGUAGAAGACCAACAAGUGAGCUGCUUGUGGCAAGGUGAGCACUUGCUGUCAGUCUCCCUCAGUGGUUUCAUAAAUUACCUGAACGUCAAUGACCCCACGAAGCCCUUGAGAAUAAUAAAGGGCCACAACAAGCCAAUCACAGUAUUAACCCUGAGCCCAGACAGGGGAACCAUCUACACUGGCUCACACGAUGGCCACGUGACGAACUGGAAUGCAUCAACUGGUGAGAACGAUCGUGUCCAGGGUCAGGGGCACGGCAAUCAGAUGAACGGGAUGAAGGCAGCGGGCAACCUACUGUACACAGCUGGCAUCGAUGACACACUUAGAGCCAUUGACAUUGCCAGCAACAAGUACAAUGACGCAGACACCAUCAAACUGGACUCACAGCCACGUGGACUCGAUGUUUAUAAUGAUAUUGUUGUCACUGCGGCCAUGAGGCAGAUCCAUCUGACUCAGUCUGGGAGAAAAGUCUCCAAACUUCCCAUUGAUUAUGAGCCCUCUUGUGUGGGCGUCAAUCCGGAGAAUGGGGAUGUGGCUGUUGGCUCUACUUCUGACAAUAAAGUUUAUGUUUAUAAUCUCUCGGGGACGACGCUGACGUUCAAACUCGAGCUGGAGCAUCUGGGACCUGUCACUGAUGUUGCCUAUAGUCCGGAUAAUAAGUAUCUUGUUGCCUGCGAUGCCAACAGGAAAGUUAUACUUUAUAUGCUGCCGGAGUACAAGGGGCUGGCGCACAAUCGAGAAUGGGGCUUCCAUAAUGCUAGAGUGAAUACAGUUGCUUGGUCAACUGACUCGACAAUGGUGGCCAGUGGCAGCUUGGACACUACUAUUAUCAUCUGGAGUGUCACGAACCCAGCGAAACACACUAUUAUCAAAAAUGCUCAUCCCCAGAGUCAGAUCACACGUUUGGUGUGGCUGGACGAGGAGACCCUGAUAUCCGUUGGCCAAGACUGCAAUACCAAAAUAUGGCGUGUGGAGAGAAUCUAACGACCCAACAGAGCAAUACAACCGCAAAACAAUUGAUUUCGUCAUUUUGAUACUCUCGCUUCAAGGAAAAGUAAAAACCAAUGAAUUUUUGGAGAAACUUUUUCACAAACUUUUGAUGCACUUUAUUUAUUUUAUAAUUUGUAGCAUACAAAUAUUGUAUAUUAUUUUUGAAUACGAUUGUUCAUUGAUAUACAACUCAA
Messenger RNA from Diachasma alloeum, 2208 nucleotides. It is a transcript of the gene flr, whose product is annotated as actin-interacting protein 1. The coding region runs from base 197 to 2008 and encodes 603 amino acids. Gene Ontology annotation, molecular function: actin filament binding. The record is from RefSeq and is a predicted model, not a curated record. Gene Ontology annotation, cellular component: cortical actin cytoskeleton. The transcript is spliced from 8 exons. NCBI's taxonomy places the organism in Eukaryota, Metazoa, Arthropoda, Insecta, Hymenoptera, Braconidae. Gene Ontology annotation, biological process: actin filament depolymerization; locomotion; positive regulation of actin filament depolymerization.